GCUCUGACUAUCACAGUUCCUCAUCAGUUGCAUUCUAAUCUUAACGAUCAUCACACGGCUACACCAACCGUUCGAAUCGCUCACGAUGAGACUGCACGUGUUGAUCGUUUGCUGUGCGUUUAUGGUCGCAGUUAACGCGUCCGUUUACGUUAAAGGCGGCAGCAGAUAUCCAUUUCCACGGCCGGAUCAAUCCAGCGUUGCCACACCGUCGAAGGGAUCCAGCAACAAUAAACAAUCGUCCUUUGUCAGCAACAGGAGGUACCAGCGAGCGGCUCUGAAUUCUGGCAGCGUGAUUGAAGACACUCCAGUGACCGAGUCUAGACGUCAUUCGAAUGAAGCCGUUCCGCAGAUACAACAACGGGCGUCCAUCUCAUCCCAACCCACACUUUCAGCUGUUGCAGACAACCGCAAACAGCAAGACGCAGGAGCGGAAUUUGAAGACCAACGUCCCAUCGAUUUCGAUCUAAACGUAAGAACGGGUGCGCAGUUCGUUCCCGGGCUGAAAUCCGUGUCGAACUAAUAGACAUUGUUUAGCUUGUCGAUUGGCAUCCUGCCAAUGUCAUGAAAAGCCACCUUUCCCCUAUGCAUCCAAUCCACUUGAAUACAAAAAGUUUUUAUUUUUA
Molecule: messenger RNA, 623 nt
Organism: Daphnia carinata
Lineage: Eukaryota; Metazoa; Arthropoda; Branchiopoda; Diplostraca; Daphniidae
Exons: 2
Coding region: 86-520 (144 amino acids)
Source: RefSeq, a predicted model, not a curated record